GACCGACCAGUGAAGGUGGUGUGAUAAAGCUGCAGAAUCUCGAGAUGUGAUCAUGUACCCUCGUGCGAAGGAUGCACCGUGACCGCUCCUGGAUAUCUAUGGAAGGGUCAGGACUGACAGUCAGAGGGCUUCAGUCUACAGCAGAGACCAGAAGACGUCCCAGAACAGAGAGACCAGCAUGAGGCUUCAGAUACGCUGGGCAGCACACAGACGUGUGUUGGCAGCAGCUGUCGUGGUUUUCCUCGGCCUGGUCUUAGUCUCUAUGCCACUGCUGAGCACAGGACCAAUCAAACCUGCAGAGUGGGUCAUCAACCCUGCACAUAGAAAGCUCGUCCAUGAAUAUGUGCAGAGAGUCUUGGAGAGUCAGUGUCGCCCUGGCAGCACCAGACAGAGCUUGUUAACUCAUCUCCCUGCUUCCAGUCACAAUGUCCAGCCCUUCCUGUGGAAAGAUGAACCACUGAACGAUGACCUUUUCUUGUAUCCCUCGCCGUUUGGGUUCAAAGGUCUUCAGAGCAAAGUAGCGGAACUGCAAAAACUGCUACCAGCCUCAGACUCACCACUGCCUGAGAAGGCUGCAGGGAAAUGUCAGCGCUGUGUGGUCAUGGGAAACGGAGGCAUUCUCAAAGGCUUGGAGCUGGGCCCGCUGAUUGACCGCUUUGACACCAUUAUCAGAUUAAACCGAGGUCCACUGGGAAAGUUCAGCAUUGACGUUGGGAAUCGAACCACCAUCAGAAUGAGUUACCCGGAGGGCACGCCUCUUAGCUGGGCUGACACAGACCCAGACACUCUGUUUGUGACGGUAGUGUAUAAAAGCGGAGACAUCAGCUGGAGCUCUGCUAUGAUCAACAAGCUCUCUGUGCCUCUGUGGGAUUGGUUCUUUUUCUGGCAGAAGGUUCCAGAUAGAAUCCCUCUCAAAGCCAGUAAGUUCAGACUUCUAAACCCACAUGUGAUCAGAGAGACUGCACUGGACCUCCUGAAAUAUCCUCUUCCCAGGCCACGCCUGUGGGGCUGGGACCAGAACAUUCCCACUCUCGGUGUGUCUGCGCUGACUCUAGCUAGCCUGCUGUGUGACGAGGUCAGCCUGGCAGGCUUUGGCUACAACCUCUCCCAGCACGGGGCGCCACUGCACUACUAUGACCAGCUGCCUAUGAGCUUCAUGCUGGAGCAGAGCAUGCACAACGUGAACAGAGAGACUGAGCUCUUGCAAAGACUGGUUAGAGAGGGAACCAUCACUGACCUGACAGGGGGGAUCCACUGCUCCUACUGCCACAGCUGACCCACCACAGCCUUCUAGUGCAGAGUGCUUCCUUUUUGUGGUGUGAACAUUUUCAUAUCCUCUCUGAGGCACUGAACAGAAGUCAAGCAAGAGUUACAGGAUAUUUUUAACAAAACGCUUUAUGAAGAACUGAUUUGUUUUUAAUGAGAAAGGGCCUUGGACCACAGUCUUGUCUUUGCUCACAGACACGUGUUGCAAAGCUUCCAGUUUGUAAUAACUGAUUCUCAUCAGCAAUGCAUCAGGAGCUUCUCAGUAUUUGAGUUAUUUUUAGUUGUGGAACACGAUCAGUAACUUGUAAACAGUGUUAUUCAAUUCAAUUUCAAUUCAAUUUUAUUUAUAUAGCGCCAAAUCACAACAAAAGUCACCUCAAGGCGCUUUCGGUAUCAUGGUUGUUGUGAUUGUUCUGAUGCAAGUUAAAAUUAUGUUUGUACAUCAGUAAAUUAUCAGUGGAACAAAAUGAAUCUGUAUUCAGUUGCACAGAUUGGACCAAAGUGUCUUCAGC
This is a messenger RNA of Neolamprologus brichardi, 1778 nucleotides long. It is a transcript of the gene st3gal5, whose product is annotated as ST3 beta-galactoside alpha-2,3-sialyltransferase 5. Gene Ontology annotation, molecular function: lactosylceramide alpha-2,3-sialyltransferase activity. NCBI's taxonomy places the organism in Eukaryota, Metazoa, Chordata, Actinopteri, Cichliformes, Cichlidae. The record is from RefSeq and is a predicted model, not a curated record.